Molecule: messenger RNA, 885 nt
Organism: Triticum turgidum subsp. durum (durum wheat)
Lineage: Eukaryota; Viridiplantae; Streptophyta; Magnoliopsida; Poales; Poaceae
Source: the annotation of a GenBank genome assembly
AUGCGCUUCAUAACCUGUGAUGGGCUCCUCAUCUUGUGGUGGGGUUCAGAUUUCUACAUCUGCAACCCGGCCACCCGCAAGUGCGCCCCGCUGCCGCAUCCUCCACGAGAACAGUUCAUCAGCCCCAUCACCGGAGUCGACGUGCUCGGCUUGUACCGGCACCAGCCAUCUGAAGAAUACCGGGUGCUCUGGGUGUCCUACGCCUCGCUCAUGGGGACAUCAUUUCCAUUCACCGCUUGUCAGGUUGAGCAGCCUCAUUACUUUGUCUUCACCGUGGGAUCGGACCAGCCAAGACGCAUCCAAUGGCCGACAGUUUCAGAAGAUUGGUGUCCUGCUGCCCGGUCCAACCAUCCACCCAUCCACCAUCGUGGUAGCCUCCACAGGGCAAUGGGUUGCAGCAUAACGGUAUUCGACACCAUAGCCGAGACAUUCCGGCAGAUGAGCCGCCCGGCACAAUUGGGCAGUUUCGUGUUAUUAUUGGAUACGGGCGUCAACCUUCCUUUGUAUGUCAGCACCGACCAUGACCGCGUCACUUUGGAUGUUUGGGUCUUGCAUGACUAUGAUGCAGAGACCUGGGGGUUUCGAUACCGGAUUAACUUGUUAGCGAUGGAGGCAUCUCCACCGCUUAAGUUGUGGAAAUCUAUCCCUAGGCUGGCUGUGAUCAAUGAGCGUGAGCUGUUGAUGGCGCAGCGUCCUCGUCGUCUGUUGCAUUGUGACAUUGAUGGUGUGUUUUUAGGAAAUGUAGAAAGUGAAGAGCAUGAGAACCGCUUGACACUUUCUUGGCAUCGCUUCCAAGAGAGCAUGAUUUCAGUCUCACUGUUUGAGGCGCAAGAAGAAGAAGAUGCUGUGAGCAACGAGCGUCGUCCAUUCAUCAUGGUGCUAUAA